AUGGCCUCUAGAAACCGGUUUCGCCUUCAUAAUCUAUUCCACAGGCCUAAUAAUCCCCAGAAAGUGAACGCUCAAACUGGUGGAAUGGAAAUCCAGAAAAGUGGCAGCAUCAACGGUUUACUACUGGUUUCUUCUCCUGGCAAAUCUAACAGUCACUCAAACCAGCCAACACAAUAUUCUGAGCCAACGGACCUGUGGUCAGCUGCCUAUAACCAGCUGGGCGACGAGGAGCGACGUAUCUUGUCAACAAUAACAAUCCCUCGAACGCCCACUGAGAGGAAGAACCUACCCCAGACCGCUCUUCUUAUCAGCGAGGUAAUUCAAUUGACUGAAAAGCAGUAUCAGAAUCACCAGCAAAGAGCGGAUAAAAGACUUCGAGAAUCCUUUCAGAAAAUCAUCAACGCGGCGUUGUCAUUCAAAGAUAUUGUCGAUGCAGUUGUGGCCUUUGAUCCUACUUACCAUGCAGCUAGUGCUUGGGCAAUUGUGUCUCUUGGGUUGACGGUCGCCCAGAACCAUCACGACCUACAAGUUGCGUUGUUUGAAUCAUCAGAGUACCUAGCGGACGUUCUCGCGCAGUGUGCCUACAUCGAGGACCAAUUCUACAUCAAUGGUGAUGGCGGGCGAAAGCGUGAUUUGGGGAAUGCCAUGAUCAGGCUCUACAGGGCCAUCCUACACUACACAGCACAGAUACGAACCGCUCAAGACCCUAGCACGGGGAGGAAGCUGCUGGACUGUGUUACUGCCAUUAUUAAGCACCCACUCAGCGAGCUCCGAGCCUCAGUUGAGAAGGAAAGGGAUAAUAUAGCCCGGUCAAGGAGCAUCUUAGACCGGGUGGAUGAGGUACUCGAAUCUAUGCAGCUUCUUACUGAGCAGUUCAACUUGGCGAAUCUCUGCGUUGCAAAAGGGGCACUCUACAACUCGUAUGAUAAUCAACACGACGAUUUUUGCCUCCUAGACACCCGGACCGAACUCCGUUCACAGAUCACAGAGUGGGCCGAGUCGUCAGAGAGCAAAAUCAUAUUCUGGUUAAACGGCAUGGCGGGGACUGGAAAAUCCACCAUUGCUCGAACGGCUGCACGAGCGUUCGAAGAAAAGCAGCAGCUUGGUGCCACUUUCUUCUUUAAGAAAGGCGAGGCAGACCGUGGUGAUGCGAAACACCGACAGCUGGCUCCAGGUGUCUUGAAGGCAAUCAGGGACGAUUCUGACAUCUCAGCAAAAUCCCUUAGGGAACAAUUUGACAAGCUCCUUCUUCAACCACUUUCUAACCUGAUUUCGACCGACUCUACAACCACUAUUAUUGUGAUAGAUGCACUAGAUGAGUGCAAGAGUGAAGAUAUACCUAAGUCGAAGGUGCUACAUGUCCGGAUAUUCCUGACGAGCCGACCUGAAAUUCCAGUCCAUUUGGACCUGCAUGACCUUCCUAAUCCAGUGAUUGAGGAGGAUAUUCGCAUUUUUCUAAAAGAAAGGCUUUCAGUGAUAAGAAAGAACCGGGAAAUGACUGAUGACUGGCCAGGGGAGGAGAGUCUUCAUACUCUUGUCGAAAUGGCUGUUCCCUUGUUUAUCUUUGCAGCCACUGCAUGUCGUUUUAUUGAACAAGGCAGGCAUCCAGAAAGGCGCCUCAAGCAGCUUCUGGCAGCUCAAGCAGUUACUACUGCCUCGCAGAUGGAUAAGAUUUACCAGCCUGUCUUGACUCAGCUCCUCACGGACAAUGAUGAUGAAUCAACUGGAAUUCUGCAGGAAUUUCAGGAUAUUGUUGGUGUUAUCAUUAAUCUUGCGACUCCUCUUACAGUUGACUCACUAACACAGCUCCUUCAUCUGCCCAAACGGACUAUCAGUGACAUCCUCGAUCCAUUACACUCGGUUCUUAAUAUCUCUAGCGAUACAGAGGCACCGGUCCGUAUCCUGCACUUAUCCUUCCGCGAAUAUCUCUUGACAACAGAAAACAGAUUCCAUGUGGAUGAGCAAGUAACACACAGAAAGAUAGGACUGCAUUGUCUUCGUGUGAUGAGUGACGGCCUCAGGCACAAUAUCUGUGGUUUGCCCAGUUACGGGACGGAGAGAGACAAUAUCAGCAGGCAGUUGAUGAAUCAGCAUCUCUCCGCGGCUCUGCAAUACUCCUGUCGGUACUGGGUACAUCAUCUUCAGCAAAGUAAAUGCUGUAUCUCUGAGUUCCCAAUCCUUCACUUUCUGAAAACACAAUUCCUCCAUUGGUUAGAGGCACUAAGCCUUAUGGGAGUCCUAUUUGAAAUCGUAGGGAUGAUAGAUACGCUCCAGGCGCUGGCUGUCAAGAAUACAGAUAAUGAAAUAUCAGAAUUUUUAUACGACGCCAGGAGAUUCAUCCUUAGGAACAGCUCUAUUGCCAGUACUGCUCCACUGCAACUUUAUUGUUCUGGACUGAUAUUUUCACCAAGAAAAAGUAUUGUGCGAAAGGUGUAUAGCGAUAAAAUUCCAAACUGGAUAUGUCCAUUACCACAAAUGGAAGCCACAUGGAGCUCCAACUUACAGAUACUCACAGGCCACUCAUAUUGGGUUAACACUGUGGCCUUCUCUCCUGAUGGAUCAACCCUGGCCUCGGGCUCGGCUGAUACGACCAUCAAAGUCUGGGAUGUCAAUACAGGCAAAGAGCUGCAGACACUUACAGGCCACUCAAAUAUGGUUAUGUCUGUGGCCUUCUCACCUGAUGGAUCAAUCCUGGCCUCGGGCUCUGCUGAUACAACCCUUGAGCUCUGGGAUGUCAAGGCAGGCAAAAAGCUGCAGACACUUGUAGGCCACUCAGACCAGGUUAUAUCUGUUGCCUUCUCUCCUGAUGGAUCAACCCUGGCGUCUGGCUCAGCUGAUACAACACUUAUACUCUGGGAUGUCAAGGCAGGCAAAGAGUUGCAGAAACUUGCAGGUCACUUAAAUAAGGUUACAGCUGUGGCCUUCUCUCCUAAUGGAUCAACCCUGGCCUCAGGCGCAGAUGACAGGACUAUCAGACUCUGGGAUGUCAAGGCAGGCAAAGAGCUGCAGACACUCACAGGCCACUCAGAACCAGUUGCAUCUGUGGCUUUCUCUCCUGAUGGGUCAACCCUGGCCUCGGGCUCGGCUGGUGACACUAUCACACUCUGGCAUAUCAAGGGAGGCAAAGAGCUACAGACACUCACAGGCCACUGGAAUGCGAUUGAGUCAGUGGCCUUUUCGCCUGAUGGAUCAACCCUGGCCUCGGGCUCGCUUGACAGGACCAUCAGACUCUGGGAUGUCAAGGCAGGCAAAGAGCUGCAGACACUCACGGGCCAUUCAAGUUGGGUUAGUUCUGUGGCCUUCUCUCCUGAUGGGUCAACCCUGGCCUCGGGCUCGGCUGAUGACUCUAUUGCACUCUGGCAUAUCAAGGCUGGCAAAGACUUACAGGCACUCACAGGUCACUCAGAUCAAGUUGACUCUGUGGCCUUCUCGCCUGAUGGAUCAACCCUAGCCUCUGGUUCGCUUGACAGGACCAUCAGACUCUGGGAUGUCAAGGCAGGCAAAGAGCUGCAGACACUCACAGGCCAUUCAAGUUGGGUUAGUUCUGUGGCCUUCUCUCCUGAUGGGUCAACCCUGGCCUCGAGCUCGGCUGAUAACACCAUUAAACUUUGGGAUGUCAAGGCAGGCAAAGAGCUGCAGACACUUACAGGCCACUUAGCCCAAGCAGGCAAAGAGCUGCAGACGCUCACAGGUCACUCAGACCAGGUUACAUUUGUCACCUUCUCUCCUGAUGGAUUAAUACUGGCCUCUGGCUCAGCUGAUACAACACUUAUACUCUGGGAUGUCAAGGCAGGUAAAGAGUUACAGACACUUACAGGCCACUCAAAUAAGAUUACAUCUAUUGCCUUCUCUCCUGAUAUAUUGAUGCUGGCCUCUGGCUCAGCUGAUACAACACUUACACUCUGGGAUGUCAAGGCGGGCAAAGAGCUGCAGACACUCACAGGCCAUUCAGGUUGGGUUAGUUCUGUGGCCUUCUCUCCUGAUGGAUCAACCCUGGCCUCGGGCGCGAACGACAGGACUAUCAAACUCUGGGAUGUCAAGGCAGGCAAAGAGCUGCAGACAGUGACGGGCCAUCCACAUUUGGAUUGGUCUGCGGCCAACUCUUCACCUACAGCGGGUCAUUAUAUUCCAUUUUCACAUAGAAACAAUAACCCAAGUCAAUUUCAAGUAUCUUUAUCAGGCAACUGGGUUUCCAUGGCAGGUGAAAAGCUGGUAUGCCUGCCACCUGACUAUCCGCGACAUAGUUGCUCAGCUGUGAAUGGUGCUACCAUUGCCCUUGGUUAUGAAGAUGGACGACUUCUUAUCAUAGGAUUCCAUGCACCAUAG
Molecule: messenger RNA, 4326 nt
Organism: Aspergillus alliaceus
Lineage: Eukaryota; Fungi; Ascomycota; Eurotiomycetes; Eurotiales; Aspergillaceae
Product: WD40-repeat-containing domain protein
Exons: 8
Coding region: 1-4326 (1441 amino acids)
Molecular function (GO): protein binding
Source: RefSeq, a predicted model, not a curated record